Molecule: messenger RNA, 3432 nt
Organism: Manihot esculenta (cassava)
Lineage: Eukaryota; Viridiplantae; Streptophyta; Magnoliopsida; Malpighiales; Euphorbiaceae
Product: pentatricopeptide repeat-containing protein At4g20770
Exons: 2
Coding region: 201-2540 (779 amino acids)
Biological process (GO): RNA modification
Molecular function (GO): protein binding; RNA binding
Source: RefSeq, a predicted model, not a curated record
CCUUUGUUACCUUCCUAGUUCCCGAUUUCGACUCAAAAAUUUCCUGCGAACUACAGCAUUCUGCGAAAGAUUUACUUCAGAGGAGCUUCAUUUGGCGAAUAUUUUUUUUAAACAAUAAUAAAAUUAUGACCUUUUUGUAGAUUUUAUUGCUCAUGAGCCUCGUCCUCUCUUAAUUUGAGCAGGUUCACUGCCAAGGAAAAAUGGAAAGAAAAAGCACUCUCUACAUAGCAAAUCUCUUGCAAUCUUCCAUAGACAAGAAAUCCCAUUUAUCUGGAAAGCUCCUCCAUGCUCAUAUUUGUCGUAUUGGUCUGUCCACAGACACCUUCCUCUUGAACCGCCUCAUCGAGCUUUAUUUCAAAUGCAACAACACGGAUUAUGCUCACAAUUUGUUUGAUAAAAUGCCCCAAAAGAACGUUUAUUCUUGGAACGCGCUCUUAUGUGAGUAUUGUAAAUCAGGAAAGCUUGAAACUGCGCAGAAAUUGUUUGCUGAGAUGCCUGAGAGAAACACCGUGUCAUGGAAUAAUUUGAUUAGUGCAUUAGUGCGUGGCAGGUUAGAGCGAGAGGCAUUGAAUGUUUACAAUAAAAUGAUUCAGGAAAGUUUGGUGCCUACACAUUGCACAUUGGCUAGUGUUUUAAGCGCAUGUGGCACAUUAUUAGAUGUAGGGUGUGGGAGGAGAUGCCAUAAUCUUGCUGUUAAAAUUGGACUGCAAAAGAAUGUGUAUGUGAGUAAUGCUUUGUUGUGCGUGUAUGCUAAGUGCGGGCUUGUCAGAGAUGCAUUUCAACUUUUUGAAGAAAUGGAGGAACGUAAUGAAGUCACUUUUACAGCAAUGAUUGAUGGGUUUGCACAGACAGAUAGGGUUAUGGAAGCAUUGGAAAUGUUUAGGUUGAUGUAUAGGCGAGGUAUUCGUAUUGAUAGUGUCUCAUUGUCCAGUGUUUUGGGUGUUUGCUCCAGAGGAGCAUGUGGAGAAUCUGGUUUUUAUGAUGGCUCUUUGGCUAAUGCAUUUGGGAAACUUUUACAUGGACUUACAAUCAGACUUGGGUUUGAAAGUGAUCUUCAUUUGUGUAAUUCAUUACUUGAUAUGUAUGCAAAGAAUGGUGAUAUGGAUAGAGCUGAGGAGGUUUUUGCUAAUAUGCCUGAAGUUAGUGUCGUCUCUUGGAAUAUCAUGAUAGCUGGCUGUGGCCAGAAAUGCAAUAGUGAGAAAGCUAUAGAAUAUCUGCAAAAAAUGCUGUCUUGUAGGUUUGAACCAGAUGAGGUCACUUAUAUUAAUAUGCUUGCAGCUUGUGUAAAGUCUGGAGAUAUUAAAACUGGACGUCAAAUAUUUGAUUAUAUGGCAUGCCCAAGCACAAGUUCAUGGAAUGCCAUACUAUCUGGCUAUAUACAGGUUGGAAAUCAUAAGGAAGCAAUAAAAUUGUUCAGAGAAAUGCAAUUCCUAUAUGUAAAACCUGAUCGAACUACUUUGGCUAUUAUACUUAGUUCAUGUGCAGGGAUGGAGCUUUUGGAGGCUGGAAAACAGGUCCAUGCUGCCUCACAAAAAGCAGCCUUUCAUAAUGACAUAUAUGUUGCUAGUGGACUUAUCGGUAUGUAUUCUAAGUGUGGGAAAAUGGAUAUGGCAAAAUUUGUGUUUGAGAAGAUGCCCGAAUUGGAUGUUGUCUGUUGGAAUUCUAUCAUUUCAGGUUUUUCCCUUAAUUCUUUAGACAAGGAAGCUCUGGCCUUGUUUCAGCAGAUGCGACAAAAUGGCAUGUCUCCUACCCAUUUCUCUUAUGCUACUAUUUUGAGCUGCUGUGCAAAAUUAUCUUCAUUAUUUCAAGGGAGGCUGGUUCAUGCUCAGAUAGUGAAAGAAGGAUUUAUGAAUGAUGUGUAUGUGGGCAGUGCUCUUAUUGAUAUGUAUUGUAAAUGUGGUGAGGUGGAUGAGGCUCGACAAAUUUUUUAUCUGAUGCCCGAUAAAAAUACUGUUACUUGGAAUGAGAUGAUACAUGGAUAUGCUCAAACUGGGCGUGGAUGUGAGGCUGUUAAUCUAUAUAGAAGCAUGAUUGAAUCAGGUGAGAAACCUGAUGAGAUAACUUUUGUUGCUGUUUUGACUGCUUGCAGCCAUUCAGGGUUAGUUGAUACAGCUGUUGAAAUAUUUGACUCAAUGCAACGAGACCAUGGAUUGGAACCAGUCUUGGAUCAUUAUACUUGCAUCAUUGAUGCUUUGGCUCGGGCUGGUCAAUUUCAUGAAGCAGAAGUGCUUAUGGAUAAAAUUCCAUAUAGAGAUGAUCCAAUUGUGUGGGAGGUAUUGCUUAGUUCUUGUACACUCCAUUCAAAUGUGAGGUUAGCAAAAAAAGCAGCAGAGGAACUCAUCCGCCUGGACCCCAGAAACUCUUCUCCUUAUGUGCUUCUAGCAAAUAUCUACACAUCAUUGGGAAGAUGGGAUGAUGUAAGAGCUGUGAGAGGGCUGAUGAGUGAUAAAGAGGUGGUCAAAGGUCCAGGUUACAGUUGGAUUGAACAUACGAGAGGUAUGGAUUCAAAUAUGGUGGAUGAUAAUCUGAAAUUGGUAUAAUAGGUCAAAUGGAACAUCUUGCUUCAGCAGGUAAUACUAGGUCAAACAUAAGUAUCUUCAGUCUCGUCCAGGACUGGUUUCUUAGUAAAUGCAAUGCAGAGAGAUGUGUAUAACUGCCUACAAAAUCUACUGCAGAAUCCUUCCUCAAUUACCUUGAAAGAAAAUUGAAUUUCAUAGAAACACUGAGGAUCCAGGAGAGAAAACUUACGCGUAACACUUCUUCCUUCUCAACUGGGGUUGCUUCAGAAUUAUGAAGGUGCCAUGAAAUUUGAAGAAGUUUCUUCCUUCAAAAUAAUGAUCACAGUUCCGACACAACUUGAAUUUUGAAGGAAUGUGGACGGUAACAUGGAGAACUAGCUGCGGAAGUUUACAUCCUCUUAUUCACCACCAAGUACAAAGAAUGAACAGAGACCAUUCUUCAUAUUUAAAACUUAUGAUAUUUAUUUACAUGCAGCAUUAUCCAUCACAGACAACGGAAUCCUGCACUGUGAAUCAGUAUUAGUUAGAUACCGAGAUGAUGUCUGGCAUAGCCAUAGCCAGACCAGUAAUGUGGUGCACUAGGCUUAGUAAAGACUAUAUGGUGCAGUUGUUCUUAUAGGGGAGAAAGCAAGAAAGUUACUGCAGAAAUUGGUCUCCAACCUACUUGUCCAUUGCAACAUUAAGAGAGUUCCAAUUCCCCAUCGGAAUUAGCUGAGAGUUUGAAGUGUAGAAGACCAUAUUGUGGAGGGAACGAACUGUCUGGACCGUUAUUUGACAAAUGCUUUCAAUUUCUUUGACACAACUCCAUCUUUAUUGUAGGCUGCCCUUGUUUUCCCCUAGGGAAUGUGAAUGUGGAAAUAUUGUAAUCGAUUCUUAAAAUAAUUUUAAUCAAUUUUGUAUUGGGGCAAUGUCA